GAGUGUAAACACGAUAUCACCAUGGGAUACCACUCUGUGUGUAUCUCGGUAGUCGUCAGCAUCAUCUUCGGUUGCUUCACGAAGUCUACAUUUGCACAGUGCAACACCAUUCAAGAAAAUGCCACAGUCAUUUGUGCUGGAGUUAAAAGCUGUGCAAUUGAGUCCUUCCUGGCAGCUGGAAAUUUCGCCAACGGGCUCUGCGAUUACACCAUUAUCGACUAUGCCUGCUCUUCAGUGGAACAUUUUGUUGGCAAAGACUUGGCUAACCUGUUAAACUGCACAGUUAACAACAAUGUGAAGUUUACAAAAGAAGCUUUGAAACUGUUCUUUACCAGAGUAUCUGGAGUACUGGAUUCAGCUCUGGAUGCCUACUCUAAUGCGACCACUUCACCCAGUCUGUCUAAGGCUCUCAUCCUUGAUGUACUGGGAGAGUUAAGAGUUAACAGUUUCAGCCCUGAAAACUUAACAGACAUGGACUUCAUCAAGCAGUGGUUCCUAGUGAGAUUCAAACCAUUCCUGGCAUCUGCAUCUGUGGAUUUCUUAUCAUGCUUAAGCACCAAAAACUUCAGCUGUGAGACAUAUCAGGCCGUAGUUACAGAGCUAAAUAAUGAGUUUUCAAACAUGGACAACAAGGGUCAGCAAUGGGUCUAUACAUAUUUCAUUAAUCCCUUCUUAUCCAGCAGCAAUGCCUCAGGUUCCACUUGCAUUUCCAGUACUAGUAAUAGCCGACAGUGGCUUCAGAAAAAUUAUGGACAUUUUGUUGUCUUUGCCAAGUACAAAGACUUUGUUAAUUUAAACAGCAACUUCAGUGGGGUGGAAGCACUGGCUCUGCUUUCCCCAGGACAGGUAGCAGAACUGACUGUGGACCCCAGUGUCGGUGCACUGGACAAUGUGGUGAUCAUCAAUCAGGUCUUUGAUAUGCUGCAGAACCAUUCCCAUGGCAGAGAGCUUGAGGAUUUCUUUACAAUGUUUGUCUUGGUCACAGCGCAGAGAAAUAUAACAGCCAUCUACAACACUGAUGUGAGAAUGGUGAUGCUGAACCGCACCUUUGCCGCCCUGAGUCCCGAAUUCCCAACCUUCAGUACUACCGAGUGGGAAGAUUGGUUUCAAGUCAAACUAGUUCUGCUGCUGCCUAGUGUCAGUCCUGGUAUUCUGGCAGCUAUACCGAACAACAUCAGCUGUGAUUCCUACCAAGCUAUAAUCAAAGGCCUGGACCAUGCACUGAAAUCAUCUGAACAGUCUCACUUGAAUUCCAGCCUGUUGCUGCCACCCCCAAAAGGUUGCCCUGGGCACUUGGAAAAACUGGAUCUGCUUUCCCCAGAAGAGAUAAGCAGCCUGAUUCUGGACCCCAAAGUUGGCGCAUUGGAGAGUGUGGGGAUCAUCAAUCAGAUUUUCGACAGGCUGCAGAACGAUUCAAAUGCCAGAGAGCUUGAUCUCUUCUUUAUACAUUUUGUCUAUCUAACACAGAAGGAUAACGUGACAGUCAUUAAAAACACUGAUGUGAGAAUGGUCAUGCUGAACCGCACCUUUGCCGCCCUGAGCCCCGCAUUCCCAACCUUCAGUACUACCGAGUGGGAAGACUGGUUCCAAGUGAAACUAGUUCUGCUGCUGCCUAGUGUCAAUCCUGGCAUUCUGGCAGCUAUACCAAACAACAUCAGCUGUGAUUCCUACCAAGCUAUAGUCAAAGGCCUUGACAAUGUGUUCACAUCACUAUCACACGGACAAACUCAGGCUGUGUUUAAUUUCAUCAAGAGCUACUUAAUGCAGCCAUUCCCUGAAGGCUCUUCCUGUGUCGAGACUAAUAAUAUCAGUCACAAGGACUGGCUGGUGAGGAAUACAGCAAGAUUCAGCACCAGUGCUUCGUACACGGACCUCAAGCUCCUAAGCAAGAAUUUCACUGGGCUGGAAGCACUGGCUCAGCUUUCCCCAGGACAGGUAGCAGAACUGACUGUGGACCCCAGUGUCGGUGCACUGGACAAUGUGGUGAUCAUCAAUCAGGUCUUUGACACGCUGCAGAACCCUUCCCAUGGCAGAGAGCUUGAGGAUUUCUUUACAAUGUUUGUCUUGGUCACAGCGCAGAGAAAUAUAACAGCCAUCUACAACACUGAUGUGAGAAUGGUCAUGCUGAACCGCACCUUUGCCGCCCUGAGUCCCGAAUUCCCAACCUUCAGUACUACCGAGUGGGAAGACUGGUUCCAAGUCAAACUAGUUCUGCUGCUGCCUAGUGUCAGUCCUGGUAUUCUGGCAGCUAUACCGAACAACAUCAGCUGUGAUUCCUACCAAGCUAUAAUCAAAGGCCUGGACCAUGCACUGAAAUCAUCUGAACAGUCUCACUUGAAUUCCAGCCUGUUGCUGCCACCCCCAAAAGGUUGCCCUGGGCACUUGGAAAAACUGGAUCUGCUUUCCCCAGAAGAGAUAAGCAGCCUGAUUCUGGACCCCAAAGUUGGCGCAUUGGAGAGUGUGGGGAUCAUCAAUCAGAUUUUCGACAGGCUGCAGAACGAUUCAAAUGCCAGAGAGCUUGAUCUCUUCUUUAUACAUUUUGUCUAUCUAACACAGAAGGAUAACGUAACAGUCAUUAAAAACACUGAUGUGAGAAUGGUCAUGCUGAACCGCACCUUUGCCACCCUGAGCCCCGCAUUCCCAACCUUCAGUACUACCGAGUGGGAAGACUGGUUCCAAGUGAAACUAGUUCUGCUGCUGCCUAGUGUCAGUCCUGGCAUUCUGGCAGCUAUACCAAACAACAUCAGCUGUGAUUCCUACCAAGCUAUAAUGAAAGGCCUUGACAGUGUAUUCAGAGCUCUCUCUCCUGAACAGUCUCAGAUGGUGUUUAAUUUCAGCAAGAACUUCUUGCUUCAGCAGUCACCAGGAGGGUUUCCUUGUGUAAACAGCACCAUUAGUACCAAGGGGUGGCUGGAAAGAAAUUUACAAAGAUUUAGCAGUAUUGCUUCAUACAGGGACCUCAGGCUGCUCAACAGGAAUUUUGCUAUGCUGGAGGACCUGGAUGUUUUGACAUUGCUUCAGUUCAGCCAGCUUGCAGCUGCUCCAGGAAUCCUGAAUACCUCAGAGGAUGUCAGGAAACUGAUGAUAUUCUUGAACUCUUCCAAUUCUGCCCUGUUUUUUGAUGUAUUUAUACCUGCUGUCCAGGGACGAGAUGUUCCAAAUGCUGUGAAGACAGCACUGAUACAGGGAGCUCUUGAUAAAGGUAACCUGUCUGCAGCCAAUGAUGCAGAGAUCCUAAGGUGGCUGGACAUCAGGCUCAUGCCUCUGCUGCCAGGACUAACUCCAAACCAAGUGCUGCUCCUCUUCGCCCCUCUGAAGAAAAUGAACUGCAGCACAAACCAUGAAGCUGUGAAAAUACUGAGCUCCAUUAGUGUCACGCUGAAUGAAAUUGUACAGAAAGAAGUCUACAACACUAUUCUGACCACACUUAAAGAUCCAACUCCACUACGCUGCUACACAAAUAACAGCUUUCUUGUGUACAUGAACGAUACCUUCCUCAACUUUGGAAGUUUCCUUACUCUAACCAGCAUCCUUUCAGUGGCUCCAGAAACACGUGCAGCAGAGCUGGUGAACACUGUAACACCCACUGAGCUAAGUCAAUUUCUCAGUGUGCCUGAACGCAUUGACAGCCUCACCCUGCUCACUGAAGUUUUGAAAAACUAUACACAAUUACCUCUGUUCAUUGACGAUUUUAAUGGGAGGAUUUCACAGGUGAACAUGUCGAAGGCCAUCAAAUCAUCCAUCCUGAGGGCAGUUUGGACGACGGUUCUGAGCACUGAUAGUGAAGCUGAUCUGGAUAAAUGGUUUAGCACAAGACUGAUCCCAUACCUGGAAGCUUUCGACAAGAACCUCAUUACUUCCAGUGACACGCUGGCUGCCAAAUGCUUGCCAUUCAGGAAACUGGUUCAGGUUCUUGGAAACAGCAGCAGCUAUUAUACAGACUUCGACAGGAAGGAUGUGUAUGGCACAAUUAAGUCAUAUCUUUCAACAGGCACAAAGCCGAAGUGUUACAAUGCUGCAGACCCAGUUCUGAAUUCAACUGCUUGGUUUGCUAAUUACCUCGGACCAUUCAUUAUCUUCAGCAGCCAAAAUGACAUAAACAUAUUUGGUUCGACGGAACAACUUAAGAUCUUUGCGGAUAACUCUGACAAUCUGAAGCUCAUGAGCAAUGAACUCAUCCCUCAGGAUGUCCGUGCUCUCUACAGCUCAUUGGUGUUUCAUCAAAAUCCAGCAUUUAGUAUUACAGAGCUUCCUGGUGCGCUCCUUUGUUUUGCCCCAGACUCUGGGUACUCUUCUGUGAAACCAGCUGAGCUGCAAGCUUUGUCAGAGAGGUUGCUAAAAGCUUGUAACAAGACUCUGGAUUCUGCGAUUGUUUCAAAUGUGGCCCCAAACAUUCAAAAUGCCUCUGCAGACAUCAUAAAAGCCCUAGGAAUUCAAAGUGACCAACUUUCACAAGGACAGAUUGGUCAGAUUCAGCCUGGAGUUGUUAUUGAAACUCUUAACAUCCUGAAUACAGUCAGCUGGAACCAAGGGCAGGCCAUUCUCCUGGUUACAAAGGUGUUCCAAAAUGGGUACAAGCUUGACAAUGUAAGUUCGCUUACAUCUCUGGGAACCCUGGUCCAAGGCUUGCCUUCUAACACAAUUGCGAGUGUUAGCCCAGCUGUCGCUCUCAGCGCCGCAAAUGAUCCAGCUUUUGUUCAGAACAUCAUUAGAGGACCAGAAGUUCUUCAACAGAUAUUUAUUAACAAGAUCAUUACUGUGAACAGUGAUCCCAACGUCAUGUUGCAAAACAUUCCUGAUGAUAUGGCAGGUCUAAUUCCAUUGCCUUUAUUGACUUUCUUGGGAAGCACAUUUAAUCUUGAACAAAUCGAAAAGAAAAAGUGGAAAAAGGAACAGGCUUCCCUAUUUUUUCACAAAGUAGCGAUCACAACUACCAGUUAUGAUAAUCUUUCCCCAUAUAUACUGCAAGGAUUCAGCUGCAGUGCCGUGCAAAGCAUUCCAAACAACAACACUGUCAACAUUGUCAAGGCUUGUAGGGGUAAAAAGGUACCCCUAGUGGAGGACCAGCUGUCCUGCAUGGCUUAUCACGUCGCUGCAAAUGCAUCACCACAGGACUUCACCAGCUAUCCUGUAGACAUGCUACUCUAUUACCCCUACAGUCAGAUUCCGUCAUCAAACUGCCGAUCAUACUUUACGGAAAUUGGUGGUGCAAACUUUUAUGUUUUCUCCGAGACAUCAAAUAGACCAACUGCCCUCACAAACUCUGCUAAAAACUGUCUGGGUAUAACAGGCACCAGUCUCAGCAGUGCAGAUUUAAAUGUGCUGAACAAUAUGGUCUGUAUCCUGAAUGGAAGCUACAUUGAAAACUCGGACAAUCUAAUCUUGGAAAAACUCAAGAAGUGUGAACAACUCACUGCUGGACAAAUUGCAUCUGUUCAAAAAGUACUUUUCAGCGGCACUACAAAAUAUGGAAACUCUUCAACUUGGACACAGAAGACACUGGCAGACCUUGAAGAAUUGCCUUUGUUCCUAACAAGCGAGUUUUGGUCCAAGUUCAAGCAGGACGACAGAAAAAGCUUCCUCAAAGCCCAUAACAAUGUAAAAAAAGGCCUAAAAAAAGAACUUUUUACACAACUUGGUCUGGCAAGAAGAGUAAGACGUGCAGCUGCAUGCACUGCUGGAGAAAUAACAACGGCCAAGAUCAACGAAGUUACUUUCCCAAUUGAUUAUGAUGAGACGCAGUUCAGUUUGUGUUUGGCAAACAGCACUGUGAAAGACAACCUGGCACUCUUGACUGAAAAAGUUUUGGUUGAAAAUUAUCAGACUGUCCUUUUGCAAAAACUGAAAGAGGCGUACAACAACAGCAUUCCUGAGGAUCAACUUCAAUUGCUUGGUGCCACUUCACGAGUGGCCUCUGUAGCUGACAUCAAUUCAUGGACCAUCACUACAGCUGAUACUCUGUCAGCUUUGAUGAAAUCUGAGGAUGGCAGAUGGGAUGCAGAUAAGAGUGCAGCCAUCAUCACAAAAUAUUUAGCUGCUGGCAAAACCUUGGAUGCUGUAGCACUGAAAGCUAUUGGCGGUGAGAACCUGUGCUCUCUUAGUCUGAGCCAACUGAAAAACAUUACAGCACCGAACCUGAGAGAUGCAGGGGCUUUGGAUAUUUCUUCAUGCACUCCUGAGAAAAAGAAAAAACUGUACAAUACAGCUUCUGCAGCUUUGAUCAACCAGAGGAGUGAUGUGCUGACUUACUACAGCCUCAUCAAGCCCUAUCUAGGUGGUGCUCCUCUGGAGGAUGUACUAAGCAUUGCUCAACAGAACAUUAACAUGGACAUCACAACUUUCAAGAACCUUGACAAAGACCUUAUCUUGAAACUCAGCCCAGAUACAGUUAAAAAUCUUCUUGGCAAUAACCUGCGAGAUCUUGAAAGCCAGGUGAAUGACCCUGUGAUAAAGGAAUGGCUGUCACGCCAGGCACAGUCAACAUUGAACUCUCUAGGGGUGUCUGGAGUCACUGGAAUACCAGACCCUCUUCCUGUUGGUGUAAUAACAAUCCUGAAACCAGAGGCAGCAGGAGCGAACCAGCUCGUACCUCGUGUGCUACAGACGCUCUUCAUUGGCAUGCUGACAGCUGCAUUGCAAAAAGUUCUGUAACUUGACAUUGUUGAUUAAAGUAUACCAAGCUUACCAGGAUGAAAAAAUAAUAAUGUACACACAAAUGCACUUCACUUUAGUUUCUCAUGUUUUAUGGUGUUAUUGCACAACAGUUAAUGAUGACCCUGUCGUGACAGAUUGUUGCUGACACUUUUCUACUUAGGAUAUACUUAGGAGAAG
This is a messenger RNA of Polyodon spathula (Mississippi paddlefish), 6831 nucleotides long. RefSeq lists its product as uncharacterized. Gene Ontology annotation, biological process: cell-matrix adhesion. The transcript has 50 exons. The record is from RefSeq and is a predicted model, not a curated record. The coding region runs from base 22 to 6651 and encodes 2209 amino acids. Gene Ontology annotation, cellular component: cell surface. NCBI's taxonomy places the organism in Eukaryota, Metazoa, Chordata, Actinopteri, Acipenseriformes, Polyodontidae.